CGACAAUCUAGCUAAACACCGGAUCUGGGAAGGAAGGGCGCUUUUGGAGCAGCCACUUUUGGAAUGCUUUCAGGACGCAGCAGUGGUUGGCAUUCCACCAUGGUGAUGCAAAUGUGUUGAAGGUGAACAGGGCGUUUUGAGGAGCUCUCAAAAGGUGUGCGUCUGUUCCUCAGUGGGGCCUUUCCGCCCCAUAGAAAUGGAGAACGACGACAUUCACUACCAUCGAGGUGGGGUCGUGGGACCCUCCUCGCAGGACGCGCUUGGUGUGAAUGGUCUCAUCUCCAGCUCUGCAGAAUGGAGGGAGGGCGAGCUGCGCGCUACCCCCACGAGGGGUUCUCGGGAAGGGGAGCUGCGGACCCCCCCUCGGCAUCUUAUCAUCCCAGGGCACCAAAGAAUGGACAGCUCAGCGAGCGAGGUUAGCUUGGAGGAGGGCCGGGAUCUGCACCACGACGGGGGUGACCUGAGCAUGGGCAUUGCGAGUUCGAGUUCCAGCGGGAGCUCUCUGGAGAACCAACUGGUCACGGGGUCCACCAUGAAGAAGGAGUUUAAGAUCAAGGUGUCCCCCAUGAGAAUGCACCACUAUGGCAGCGACAGCGACCUGGGGGAGCGGCCCUUGGUAUGCGAGAUUUGCGACACGCAGGUCGGGCUGGACCUCGACGGCAACGAGUUUGUGCCAUGCGAGUGCGCAUUUCCGAUCUGCCGCAAAUGCUAUGAGUACAUCCGAGAGCAUGACGGCGGGAACUGCCCCCAGUGCAAGGAGCGCUACAAGCGGAUGGCAGGGAGCCCCCUUAUGCCGUGGGACAUGGAGGAUGAGACCGCGUCCGAUGGGGAGGAUGAGGACGGAUUCCAGCAGACGCCACUGCUGCCGCGCUACGGGGGGAACUCACUCGAGGGCCCUCCGUCAGUCAAGCUACUGAAGAAUGAGAGCUCGGGGGUUCACGACUCCCAGGUGGUCGUGCGCGUGAAUGCUGAGGACAUAGAAGACCCCGACGAGCUCGAGAAGAACUACGGCAUGGGCAGCAUUGUGUGGACCCCCGCGCUGCAGCGCAUCAACAGCCCUGGGGAUGAGUACGCAAAAGUACAGGGCGAUGAGAAGGCCAAGUCGCUGUCGCGCAAGGUGCCCAUCAAGUGGCGCCUCCUCAACCCCUACAGGGCGCUCGUAGUCGUGCGAUUUGCGGUCAUGCUCCUGUUUCUGACGUGGCGGGUGCGCACCCCCAACAACAGCGCCUACUGGCUGUGGCUCACGUCCGUCGUGUGCGAGAUCUGGUUCGCUGUCUCCUGGCUCUUCGAUCAGGCCCAAAAGUGGUCCCCCAUCACGCGCGAGACGUACCUGGACCGCCUCGAGCUCAAGUACGACCACAUGGGCGAGGCGUCUGAGCUGGCGGGUGUCGACGUGUUCGUCAGUACCGCUGAUCCCGAGAAGGAGCCCCCCCUCGUGACGGCGAACGUCAUCCUGUCAGUGCUGGCAGCGGACUACCCAACGGACAAGAUCGCGUGCUACUUGUCUGACGACGGCGGUGCCCUGCUGACGUACGAGGCCCUCCACGAGACGUCCUGCUUUGCGCGCCACUGGGUGCCCUUCUGCAAGAAGUUCGAGAUUGAGCCGCGCGCUCCCGAGAUGUACUUCGGAGAGAAGGGGGACUACUUGAAGGGACAGAUCAAGCAGGAGUUCGUCAAGGAGCGGCGCUCAAUGAAGCGGCUGUAUGAGGAGUUCAAGGUGCGCAUCAACGCCCUUGUGGCUAAGGCGCAGAACCGCCCCCGCGACGGCUGGACCAUGGCGGACGGCUCCCCCUGGCCGGGCAACAAGCGCAGCGACCACGAGUCGAUGAUCCAGGUGCUGCUCCAGCCGGACGGCAACUUCCCGGACGUCCAAAUGAACAAGCUGCCGUGGCUCGUGUACGUUUCUCGUGAGAAGCGUCCGAAGCACAACCACAACAAGAAGGCCGGAGCCAUGAACGCGCUCGUGCGCGCGUCGGGGGUCAUCACGAACGCGCCGUACAUCCUCAAUCUGGAUUGUGAUCACUACGUCAACUACGCCAAGGCGUUCAAGGAGGCCAUGUGCUUCAUGAUGGACCCGAUCAAGGGCCCCGGCAUCUGCUACGUUCAGUUCCCGCAGCGGUUCGACGGUAUCGAUACCAACGAUCGGUACUCCAACCACAACACCGUUUUCUACGACAUCAACAUGAAGGGGCUGGAUUCCAUCCAGGGGCCAGUGUAUGUCGGCACGGGGUGCUGCUUCAGAAGACAGGCCCUGUACGGCUACGAGCCGCCCGCCAAGGCGCGCGACGCGCUGCGCGACGAGGAGAAGCAGACGGGCUUCUUCUCGUGGUGCUGCGGCCCGCGCAAGAGCAAGGGCGCCAACGGGAAGAAGGGCAAGAAGGGCGACGAGGACAGCGUCUCGGGGCACGAGCUCACAGACAUGCAAGAUCUGAAGCCCCUGAAGGUUAACUACGAGGACCUGCAGAAGCGCUUCGGCAAGUGCGGCGACUUCGUCUCCAGCACGCUUGAGACCGGCCUUGCCCCGUCUGCGGACUUUUCGGAGCCGGACCGUGUGCUGCGCAAUGCGAUCGAGGUGACGGCGAUCGACUACGAGAAGGGCAGCAUGUGGGGCAAGGACAUUGGCUGGAUCUACGGGUCCAUCACGGAGGAUAUCGUCACCGGUUUCGUCAUGCACUCGCGCGGCUGGCGCUCCGUCUAUGCCAUGACCAAGCGGCCCGCCUUCAAGGGAACCGCCCCUAUCAACAUGGCCGAUCGUCUGCACCAAGUCCUCCGGUGGGGUCUCGGCUCCGUCGAGAUCUUCUUCUCGCGCCACAACCCGCUGUGGUACGGCUACCGCAAGGGCAACCGCGGGCUGAAGGGCGCGCAGCGCCUCGCGUACAUCAACACGACCGUCUACCCGUUCACGAGCAUUCCGCUCGUCGUCUACUGCAUGCUCCCCGCGCUCUGCCUCUUCUUCAACCAGUUCGUGACGCCCGAGAUCAGCUCGACCGCGCUCGUCUACUUCUUCGUCUUCUUCGCGUCGAUCGCAGCGACCGCCAUUAUGGAGAUGCGCUGGAGCAACGUCACGUUCACGGACUACUGGAGGAACGAGCAGUUUUGGGUUAUCGGAGGCACGAGCUCGCACUUGGCCGCCGUGUGGCAAGGCCUGCUCAAGGUCAUCUUCCGCGUCGACUCCAAGUUCACGCUCACGCAAAAAGACCUUGGCGACGCUGACGACGAGUUCGCGGAGCUGUAUGUCUUCCGCUGGACGUGGCUCAUCGUCCCCCCCAUUGCGAUCGUUCUCGUCAACCUCCUGGGCAUCGCGAUCGGAAUCACCAGGGAGCUCGCGAAAACCGUCCCUUCCUGGGGGGAUCUCUUCGGGAAGCUCGCGUUUUCCGGCUGGGUGCUCAUCCACUUAUACCCGUUCGCCAAGGGUCUUAUGGGGCGGCGCAACAGGAUACCCCCCUACGUGUGGCUCGUCCUCGGGGCGAUGCUUAUCGGGCUGGGGAUCGGAUAUACGACGUUCUUCUCAGUCAGCGGGAUUGCGGACAAGUCGCCGUCCAGUGCGACGGAUCCAGCGGCAGGCGGGGCAUACGCGGGGAGCGCUUAUGCAAACGGGCUGUACUACGGUCCUUAGAUCCGGGAGUGUCAGGAGAUACAGGAACCCGGGGUUGGUCGCAGAGAACGAAAUUUUGCUGCGGGGAGUUGGAGAGUUUCGGUUACGGUGGGGUUUGGCAGAGACCGAGAUUUUAGGCGAGGGAUGGGCUUGGGACGGUUUGCAGGGACGGGAGACGGCUGUAUUUAUCACAGUUGGUAGGCGGACUGUUCGUGCUAGAGCAACUGAAAAGUGGCUGGUGGAGUUAAAAAAGGGAGGACCAGGCUACUAAGUUAUUCUAGAGAUUGCGUAGCUGCUGUGCUUGACUAGUUUGCUGUCUCUGUCGACUUUGGAAACCUUUCGUAGCUGACUGUGGAAUCGAUUAGGGUAGAGUUCUUCCAAUAACGGCGUCUUCCACAAGGGCGCGUGCGUGUGUGUCUAGAAGAGUCAUUGCAUCGUUGACCCACGUAGACAAGCACUCGAAACAAGAAACACCACAACCAUCAUUCUUUCCUGCAGACUGCGUCGAAUUGACUUUUCCCAUGUUAGGAACGUGCUAAUCCAUUUAGCGCCCACACUGUCAAUUGGUU
This is a messenger RNA of Klebsormidium nitens, 4164 nucleotides long. The record is from the annotation of a GenBank genome assembly. NCBI's taxonomy places the organism in Eukaryota, Viridiplantae, Streptophyta, Klebsormidiophyceae, Klebsormidiales, Klebsormidiaceae.